ACUUCUUGUUGUAUAGAACUCACCGUCUGUUGAGCAUGGCCGCCUUGGAAACGAAUGACACGGUAGAUAUUGGAAGCCGCAUCGACCUCACGUCGUUAGGCCGCGAUCUCGACCGUUUGACCUUGGCAGCCGAGCCAAGUGAUGCCUUUGCCCCAAAAGACGACGUUGCUCCGCCGCCAUCAGUCCCACUACCGGCACCAUCUUCACAGCUUGUUCGGGAAAUAAAGGAAUCGGGCUGGUCUAUUUUUCGUCCGCUGGCUGAUUUAGGCUACUUUACGUGGCGACCGAGUUCCCGUCGACACAAAUCGUUGCGGGACGUUUCGGCGGAAGAGGUACGCCAGCAGGUGGAUCUGCAAGCUCUACCGGAUCGCUUAGUGGAUGUAUACCGUUUACCACUGCCUGUACCAUUUUUGACCGACAACAACAGCAAAUGCACGUACGUGAACAAGUAUCCACUAGGGCAGUUUGACGUCGCAGGUUUAUAUGCGGCCGCUAGACGUGGUCUACGAUUCCACCAUGAAAAAAUCGAUUUCUGUUUGGGAGGGUCGACUUUAAAUAUGUUGGCAACCCGUGAUGACAGCAGUCCUUAUUUUGCCUGCAUGAUCGCCGGUACGAAGACGAUUCUGGUCUCGAAACAGAAAGAAUACGUCCGGAAUCUAGCCGACGUUGGUUUCCAGUUUGAGCGAUUGGUGACGGGACGUGCGAUGAAUGAUUGGAAUGUCACUACAGUCGUCAAUGGUAACGCUAGCGUGGCGUCGCACAAUCUAGAAUGCCUUGAACAUUUGCACGUGAUGCAGGUGGGAUCGUACCGUGUUCUUUUUCGUGCGGAAACAGAUGCGGUGGAUGAGGAGAACAACCCCGUGGAAAUAAAAGCGUCUCAUCCAAGAUAUUGGAAGAAAGCGACAAUGCUGCAAAUGCUGAGUAGCGGCAGUACUACGCUUUGCCGCGGAGUCAAGGGACGUGGCAGUUUGUCUAGCGUCAACACACAAUCGCUGGUCCAAGUCUCCGCCAAGGCUUUGGGAGAUCGAAGCAGUGGUACCCGAGAGGCACUAGAACGCCUCAUUCUGGAAGGUAUGGCGGCGUUGCGCGAACAACUACAGUGUGCUGGCAAAGUCUAUAAAAUAGUAUUUCCCUUGGCGUCGGUCGGCGGCCGCAACAGCCAUGGUGGUCUUCCCGGAAAGCUCAGGCUGAUUCCGGCUAUUGGACGCCGCGCAAUCGUUUUGCCGAGUGACAAGGUACUACGUGAGCUCUUAGCUGUACCGACGUUGCUUACAAAGCCUUAACUAUUUGUUUCACCGUC
Phaeodactylum tricornutum CCAP 1055/1 is the source of this 1300-nucleotide messenger RNA. RefSeq lists its product with no specific name. The record is from RefSeq and is a predicted model, not a curated record. Lineage: Eukaryota; Bacillariophyta; Bacillariophyceae; Surirellales; Neidiaceae. The transcript has a single exon. Bases 36 to 1283 code for a protein of 415 amino acids.